Messenger RNA from Vigna umbellata (rice bean), 926 nucleotides. RefSeq lists its product as uncharacterized. The record is from RefSeq and is a predicted model, not a curated record. Lineage: Eukaryota; Viridiplantae; Streptophyta; Magnoliopsida; Fabales; Fabaceae.
CAAUAAUAAACAUGUCACUCUCCACAGUUCUCCCACUAACAACUACACCCCACCACCAUCAACUACCUAACCUAAAGCAAAGCUGCUUCACUUCACUUCUUUUCUUAUUUAACCUAAACAUUCUCUUCUUUUUCACUCAUUCACAUUCUACAUGAGAAGAGAGACACCAACACUGUACUAGACUGCAAAAAUGGAGCUUCAGGACACUGCUGCAACUCGUGUCUCAAUUGGAUUUCCUCUCGGAUUAGCCCUUCUCUUUGUCUGCUUACUCUUCAUUUGUGGCUUUUUCUGCUGCUGCUUGCAUUGGACUAAGCUUCAAUCUUUCCUUCACUCUCAUGGGAUCAUCAAUACUCAAUCUUUGCAACAGACUCAAAUGCAAUCAGAGUUAGCUUCCCCCUUCCACAAACCAGCUUUUCCUGUUGUGAUGAUGAAGCAGAAUUAUGCAGAGAGUUUGCCUGUGCUGAUGCCAGGGGAUGCUGUUCCAAAAUUCAUUGCCACAGCAUGCCCUUGUCAACCUCCAAGAGAUGAAAGGAUCACAAUCCAUGUGCAGAAGGAACCAUCCACUGAAUUUUGCAGUAGCAACUGAUACAGUUUAUGGUUUCAACUUUCAAGACAAAGCCUUGAACAAUUUAGGUGGAAUAUAUAUAUAUAUAUAUAUAUAUAUAUAUAUAUAUAUAUAUAUAUGAAUAAGAAUAUAUAUAUAAAUAUAUGUUGGAACUUCUCACACAGGCUAAAACUCUUUGAUAUAGCUUUGUGAGGAGUGAGAUGUUGGAACAAGCAUGCAAGAAGGUGCCAUGAAAUUAUUUGAUAACUUUGUGCUGAGUGAGGUGAUACUGAUACACCAUGAAGACUGAAGGUGCUGUAAGAUAAAGAGUCUCAAACCCAUUUGAUUUUUUUUUUGUCAGAAUGGGAAGAAAAGGGAUGAA